AGGGCCCCAACACGGAAGUGGCUCAUGAGACGAAAAGGGAGGGAAGCGGUUGCAUCGCUGGCUGGUCCGCGCGGUGAUUGUGGGCGGGGCCGAAGCCGUGAGGGGCGCGAGGAGGGGGGCUGACCAACCGCCGGAGCCUCCUGCCCCCCCCUCCUCCCGCGGCUGCCCCAUUCCGGGGUCCCUGCCAUGAAUGUGGACGUGGAGUUUCACAUUCGCCACAACUACCCUUGGGCCCGCCUCCCCGCCAGCGUCAAGCAGGGUCUUGGAAACUCACAGCGAGAAUAUGAAAAGCAAGGUCGCGUGCUCUAUAUGGUAUCGCAAUCAGCUCACAAUUACGGUGCACGAAUAGCUUAGUUAAGCAUGUUAAGAAAGAUGAACGAAGAUACUAUGAGGAACUGUUAAAAUAUAGUAGAGAGCAUCUCAUGUUGUACCCCUAUCACUUGUCUGAUAUCAUGGUGAAGGGCCUGAGGAUAACACCGUUUUCAUACUACACAGGAAUAAUGGAGGACAUAAUGAACAGUGAAAAAAGCUAUGAUUCGUUGCCCAAUUUCACUGCUGCAGACUGCCUGAGACUUCUUGGCAUAGGAAGAAACCAGUACAUUGAUCUAAUGAACCAGUGUCGAUCAUCAAAAAAAUUUUUCAGAAGGAAGUCCGCUCGUGACCUGCUGCCCAUGAAACCAGUGGAAAUUGCCAUAGAGGCCUGGUGGGUGGUGCAAGCUGGCUACAUAACUGAGGACGACAUAAAGAUUUGCACUACCUCUGAAAAAUCUGCAAUUGAUAAAAUAAUCGAUUCAGGCCCUCAACUCGCUGGAUCACUUGACUACAACAUAGUUCACAGCUUAUAUAAUAAAGGUUUUAUUUACCUCGACGUACCAAUAUCAGAUGACAGUUGUAUAGCAGUGCCUCCCCUUGAGGGCUUUGUCAUGAAUAGAGUGCAGGGCGAUUACUUCGAAACCCUGCUGUACAAGAUAUUCGUUUCAAUAGAUGAGCAUACAAACGUGGCAGAGCUUGCAAAUGUCUUGGAGAUAGACUUGUCAUUGGUAAAGAAUGCUGUUUCCAUGUACUGUCGAUUAGGAUUUGCCCAUAAAAAGGGCCAAGUGAUCAAUCUGGAUAAUCUUCAUUCAUCAUGGCGGAACGUUCCCUCUAUAAACAGGCUGAAAAAUACUUUGGAUCCACAGAAGAUGCUGUUGUCGUGGGACAGUACCGAAAGCAGGAGUCCUGUGCAGGAGGCUGGGUCAUCUGCGACGGAUACAGACACAAACAGUCAAGACGAUCCAGCAGAUACAGCCAGUGUGAGCAGCUUAAGUCUGUCUAGCGGGCACACCAAGCGCAUAGCCUUCCUGUUUGAUUCAACUCUCACUGCCUUUCUAAUGAUGGGGAAUCUUUCACCGAAUUUGAAAAGCCAUGCAGUCACUAUGUUCGAAGUUGGAAAACUGUCGGAUGAGUCGCUGGACAGCUUCCUUGUAGAGCUUGAAAAGGUUCAGAGCACAGGAGAGGGCGAAGCACAGAGGUAUUUUGAUCACGCACUUACUCUGCGAAACACUAUACUCUUCUUGAGGCACAAUAAGGACCUGGUGGCUCCAGUUACACAGCCUGAGCAACCCAAUAACGGUUUCCCUCUGGAUUUGCUGCGCUGUGAGAGCUUGCUUGGUCUGGACCCUGCAACGUGCGGCAGAGUUCUGAACAAAAACUACACCCUUCUCGUCUCCAUGGCUCCACUUACCAACGAGAUCCGCCCUAUCAGCAGCUGUACACCUCAGCAUAUUGGACCAUCCAUCCCAGAGGUGAGCUCAGUAUGGUUCAAGCUCUACAUUUAUCACAUCACCGGACAAGGACCCCCGUCCCUUUUGCUGUCGAAAGGAACAAGACUUCGAAAACUUCCAGAUAUCUUUCAGGGUUAUGAUCGCCUGUUAAUAACGUCUUGGGGUCAUGACCCAGGAGUGGUCCCGACCUCCAAUGUGCUCACCAUGUUGAAUGACGCUUUAACCCAUUCCGCUGUUCUGAUUCAGGGCCACGGUAUGCACGGUAUUGGGGAGACCAUCCAUAUGCCUUUCCCAUUCGAUGAAGCAGAACAACAAGGAGAAUUUUCUCGUGUCAAUGCGGGUGCCCACAGAGCACUGAGGAUCUUAAGGGAAAAGAUGGAUUUGCAGCACUUUUGUGGCUACAUGACCAUGCUGAAUCCUUCCAGUCAUCACGGACACAGAAAGCUGAGCGAUGCCUCUGAUGGAAAAGGCGAGCCACAGCUGGCACUAGGCUCAGAUGUAAAUGGGAGCACAGAAUCGUUCGAGAUGGUCAUUGAAGAGCCACCUGUGGAUCCUGCAGCUAAGCAGAGUCCCGAAGUUCCCACAACAGAACUGGAAUGGGUUCCCCUGGAGCUGUGCUUCGGCAUUCCGCUCUUCAGCUCUGAAUUAAACCGGAAAGUCUGCCAAAAAAUCGCUAGUCAUGGACUGUGUAGCAAAGACAGCCUGCAAAAACUGUUACAUUCCAGUAGAAAACUUUCUCUACAGGUCCUUAGCUUUGUUCAUUCAUUCCAGGAAAGCAUUUCAACCAUGGACCUCCUCUCCGAGGCCAGCUUUUCUCCCUCUCUGAGUUUACUCUCUCCUCCCGCUGGCGCAGACGCGGGCGUCCCACUUCCUGCUAAGAAUCUCAUGUUCAAGGACGGGGUAUUAUCGGAGUGGAACGGAAGGUCUCCUUCCUCCGUCCUUAUCGCAACCAUGCCCCAAGAACACCUGAAGUAGCACGCAGGGGUGUGCCGGGGGACGUUCACAUCUCAUCGCCUUACUUCCCGACAACCGACCGCGUUCCGAUGAACAGUCCCAGCCUCGAAGGAGUGCACUUCUACCGCAGCAUGACCUCUGCAAAUAACAGUGUUAUAAAAGCGUAGGGUGCACUUAACUUGGGGAGACGCAUCCCGUUUUUGCCUUUCUGUUCAUUCCUGCAUGUUCUCGCUGCCACCGGAAGCUUUUCAGUUAUCGGUCCGUUUUCUCUUCCCACCUCGAGAGAAUCCGUCUUUCUUUUAUAACCGAGAGCGUCCUCUGUAGGCUUUUCCGACCGUUGAAAUUUCUACAGCGUCGCAGCAAGUAAUGGUACUUUUAUAUGUUUAGUGAUGUUGACUUAUUAAAACGAGAAGAGCUAUUUUUUUUAAUCGUAUUAACACUGCAACAGUUUAAGCGGUUUCUGGCCCUGGAAAGACACACACAUGUUACUAAAAUGGUAUAACAAAAAUGACGGACUCGAGGGUGGGGGUCUUGUGCAACAAGGGGAGGAUGCUAUUGAACCAUCACUGACAUGUUUUAACAAUUAUCUGUAUCCCCAGUGAGAUGGAAGAUGGGAAGAUAGUGGCAUCGAUGCAUUGAUGGUCCUUUUAAAAAAAAAAUUGGUUUUAAUCUGAAACUUAAAAGCACCUGCUGAUUGAUGCCUCACGGGGAGAACUUUUAGAUCCAGUUUUUUCAUUCUUGUUGAUGGUGUGUGGAAUCACAGCAGGGAUAAACGGGCUGCUUUUCGCGCACUGUCUCUCUUCCACUUGCGUGCUUAGCCCAUUUGCAGUACACCUGGAAAUCUGUGGGCCUUUGUUCCCACUGAAGCAGCAGCGUCCACCGUUACCUGAGAGCCUGUUCACGCAGCCGCUUCAGCUCGAGGGUAGCCAUACCAAAAAAAAAAAAAAUGCACACGAGGAUUUCUGGCCUAUGACCCAGUCAGUUGGGUGAAUCCAUCACUAUGCAGAAUUCGGCUGUUGACACGCCCCCACUCAUGGCUGGGAAGUUGAAGGAUGCACACCGUUUCAGGUUGACAUUGAUUUCUGAGCACACGUCAUCCGACUUGUGGGGAAGACGGUUGUGUGAAAUGAACUGUGGGCUGUCAAACAUGGGCUGACUGAUAAUGCUGUUAAAAUACCCACUGGAUGCAAUGGCCGGAAGUGCUGGCACUUUGUGAUUCCUGUGGCGUCUGCAGUCGGCGACACAGAUGCCACGCGUGGUGGAUUUGUCCCACCCAUAACUGAUGUUUUCAUGGGAGAGAAUGAAGACAGGUCAGAUUUGCAUUGGAUCUUUUGUGCAGGAGUAGAUGGACACUUGAAGAAGCCCGUUGUAACUAAGCAGGGCGGGCAUUACAUUGGACAGUUUAGGAUACAGUCCUUUGAUAGGUUUCCUGUAGUGUUUUUGUAUUAGUUUAGGUUGGGACUAUUGCCCAUAGUGUGAGGUUAUUUUUCCCACCUUAGCUGUUCAUGACAAAAUGUUAGUUGAAGAUAGUUGCAUUUAAUUCCACCUAGCUUUAUCAAGAGUUCCACCCUAGAAGGGCUGGAGACAGGAACACAGUAUUUGUACAGUGGCUAGGUGGGUCUGGUUUCUAAGAAUUCUGGGCUGCGCUUCUCUCAUUUCAGGGUCUUUUGUGCAGCUGUAACAUAUAAAAUCACAACUGUACACAAUUUAUAAUAUCUGUUGUCAAAUCAGUGUUGUCUAAAAUAUUUGAAUUGGACUUGGGGUGCCAGUUUUAGUGAGGGGGAGUUUGGAAUAGAUUUCUUUUCCCCUUUAAACUGCACAUUAGCUGGUUUUUCUAAUAGGAAUGUUCUGGGACCAAGAACCUAGGGGGCAUCAAAGUGACAUUCAGUAGGAUACAGUCCUAACAAAUUAUUUUUUUAAUAGGGUAGGAACAAAGAAGUUGUUAUCAUAGUUGAAAGUCGGGAAAAUGCGUACAAUUUGCUUUUAAUUCUAAUGGCUGAAAGUUGAUCUUCUCUUCUUCAUUCCAUUUCUGCUCUCUCUGUAGAUUAAGUAUAGAGUUCUUCUCCCCUUCCCCCCCUCCCCUCACUUCAUCUGAAAAGCAUGCGUGACCUAAUAUGCUCGCAUGCGCAGUGGCGUGCUCGCUAUCUCUGCUUUUGCUGCUGCUCUUGUCUCCUCGUCCCUUUUCUGCAGCGUGCUGCACAAAACAUUAAAACCCACCUGAGAACCUGGUGUGGCCACGCUGCUGGCUUGUGACUAGGAAAGACCCACGUUUACAUCACACUGAAGAUGCAGCCGUGUCGCUUCACCGCCUUCUGAUGCAAAGGAGCUGGGGGUAGGAUAGGUCUCCAAACAGGCAGCAUUUCAUAACCAGUGGCUAGAAAACAGCCAGGAUGACCUGCUCAUGCAAGUGGCCUGGCCCGCUCUCGUGUCUAACAGCAGCUGGAUAAUGCAGAGCUCAGGUCGUGAAGAGAAACCCAUGACUAACAUCUGCAGAUCAACCCGCUGUUUAAGCCUCAGCAUCAGUAAAAACGUUUCUCACCUCCUCAGAGGGCUGCUGAUCAGGAGAUGGUUGUGCCAAAAACGACAGUUGCACUUUGUUUUGCCUCGUGGCUAACGUAGUGAGGAAUGCAGAAAUCAGUUACUCCUGUUUGACACUCCUGUCUAAAGGGGACCCAAUUUACAUACCAUCCAUCCAUCCUAUUGCUUGCUGUACAGUAAUCAGUGGUAAGAAUUUUCAGUGGAUUGGGGCAGGGAGGCCUUGUUGCAUCCAGCAAAGAGCCGGCAUGUGAUGUUGAUGGUGGGUGGGGGGUGGGACACUCACUUUUGGAACCAAAGCACGGCAUGACAUCCCAUGCCAACAGUUUCCUCUAGGACUCUAUACAAUUGGGAUUUUUUUUUUGUGGGCUGAAAUUCCCAAACGAUUCAUGUUGAAUUGAUUUGUUGUUGUGAUGCUACCUGACAUGCCUCCCCUAACCCAAAGAUGGUCUCCCCUCUUAGUUUGUCUCGCGAGUGGCCUCGAAGGCUCAAGCGAAGCUAAUGGCAUGAGCAUUGCCGCCAUCUUGAAUGUUGUUCGUGUAUGGAUGGUGUAGUCCUAAAAGGGCAGAACUCAGAGGCUGUACUUUUGAUGCUGAUUUCAUCAGGAGUCCUGGAAGGUGAACUGUGAAUUGGGCUUGGGCAACCAAUAAUGGCUAUUUCCAUAAGGGGGGGGGGACCCAUUCCAGGCCACAACUGUGCCCCAUUCCCCAAAUUCACCCUCUAGGGUAAAAACCGGAAAAAGUGCACGUCUUGUUUUCCCCCCUCUCGGCUGAUUCUUUUUUUGCUGCCUUUGCUAUAUUUUAAAGUGUGAUCAUUAUUUAAAUCUAUUGUGAACAGUCGCAAGCUGUAUUCAACCAAAAAAGUUUAUAAUCUGUUGAGCUUCAUUUUUUUUAAACUUUUCAGCAUCUUUUGUCAAAAAAAAAUCAAGUUUGGUGAUGUUUUAUGCCUUCACAUUUCACAACUCGUCUGUAUGUUUCAUGAUGAAAAUGUAUUUUGCUGCUCAGAUUUGAGAAUAAAUGAGACAUCCGUCAAAAGUACUUUAACGGGUCUUGCUGUGAAAGUUUGGGUACUCUUCCAAAAACUGUUGCUUGGGUUUUUCCCUCCUUACCUGUAUCUUCUCUCUUCCUCUUCCUCCACUGCCACAGGAGUUUAAGCUCCCCCUAAAGUUUAGUCUCUCUUUUUUUUUCAUUUUGUAUUUCUUUUCCCCAAGACCGUUUCUGAGAUUGCUUGUAUUUUUUGGAAAGUUUUGAAGUGUGGGAGUCCAGCAGCUCGAAGACGACCCGGUUGCUUUUGUUCUCCACUCUGGCAUUGUUGAUAAAAUGCAGUGACAUGUACGAAUCCUGGUAUUUGAUUAAAUUAUUGGCACAUGUAACAUAAAUGUUUACAAAUAAAGCUAUGUUGCUGGUCAGGA
Molecule: messenger RNA, 6663 nt
Organism: Sphaerodactylus townsendi
Lineage: Eukaryota; Metazoa; Chordata; Lepidosauria; Squamata; Sphaerodactylidae
Gene: FAM91A1
Product: family with sequence similarity 91 member A1
Exons: 24
Coding region: 423-2738 (771 amino acids)
Biological process (GO): intracellular protein transport
Cellular component (GO): trans-Golgi network; cytoplasmic vesicle
Source: RefSeq, a predicted model, not a curated record